AUGACAAGCGAUGUGAAUAUCUCGAGACGUCCGGGUCUCGAGCCUAUAUGGACUAAUAGCUACCGCACCGUUAACGACAUGCCUAAGACUAUCAUUCGGCCAACUCCCAUCAGUGUGGGCCUGCCUCAGUCGCCAAUAUCUCCUAAGAGCCUCCAAACCCUCCCAAGCCCUAAUCCAGUCCAUCCCGCCUCUUAUGAUGGAUCGAUGAGAAGGCAAGACCGGGCGCUGGUCAACAGCCUUGACCAGAGAGCGGUGCCGUCCCUAAGCUCGGCACCCCUAGCUCCCAUCGAUGAGUACUCGCCGUCACCAUUGGUCGCAAGGCUCGAAAAGAUCAGCAUCCUACCGCCGAUGAGCAUUCCCAAUGGCGUACCUACACCGACUUCGUCAGAUGCCUCGUCUCGGAGAGAAAGCCUGCUGUCACUAGAUGGGUCGACAUCAGUAACCAUGCAUGAUGCUCCCUCGGGAUAUCAAGUCAGAAGUCCCAGCUACUACAAUGCGGACUAUCCCACAUCGCCGGGUUAUCCUCAAAGAGAUGCAGUGUUAAGGAUCCGGGACCAGCUUCGAGUUUGGGGCCCUGUCUAUUUUGGCAACUCAAAGAUGGCCGAUGCCUUUAUUAUCGCCAGAUCUCUACGCCAACAUAACUGUAACUCCCCGACGAGCCCGGCAUUCGUAAAAUUACCGGCAAGUGCACCACCAAAUAAGCGACUGACAGUUCGCGCCAUAAUCCGGCCUCAAUCUCAAGAUAGGCCAACAUUCCUAAUUCAGCGCAACUUCGACAUUGAUGAACUCCGGGCUACUAUCCCCGAUCCACCUCCACAUAUACACGUAAACAGCGGCCCGGACAGACAACGGUCCCCGAAUAGUCAAAGUAGUGUCUCAGUUCCCAUGCAGUCCAACCGUAGACGAUCCAGUACCGUGCGGUCGGGCACUCUGCUGCGCUCCGACGCAAACACCUUGGAUCUCGAGAGCUUGAUAAGAGACGCGAGGGCUAUCCCAAUGCACGUUCCAUAUGCUCGAGCAUACUUACCCGUCGUGGCGGCGCUACUGACCUCCGGCCACGUCCGCGAGGGCGAUGUUGUAUAUCUGCCUAUGCCUCAUGCUGAAGCGUGGCCUCAGACAGUACAAUAUGUGUACACAGGACAGGGAGAGCUAACGGAGGCAGUGCGGGAGAAUAUAUUGUAUUUAGCUGGGAAGGUGUGA
Daldinia childiae is the source of this 1200-nucleotide messenger RNA. RefSeq lists its product as uncharacterized. The coding region runs from base 1 to 1200 and encodes 399 amino acids. NCBI's taxonomy places the organism in Eukaryota, Fungi, Ascomycota, Sordariomycetes, Xylariales, Hypoxylaceae. The transcript is spliced from 2 exons. The record is from RefSeq and is a predicted model, not a curated record.